Messenger RNA from Penaeus monodon (black tiger shrimp), 5797 nucleotides. Its product is annotated as transforming acidic coiled-coil-containing protein 2-like. The record is from RefSeq and is a predicted model, not a curated record. NCBI's taxonomy places the organism in Eukaryota, Metazoa, Arthropoda, Malacostraca, Decapoda, Penaeidae. Gene Ontology annotation, biological process: cell population proliferation; mitotic spindle organization. The transcript is spliced from 14 exons. Gene Ontology annotation, cellular component: cytoplasm. Bases 235 to 5526 code for a protein of 1763 amino acids.
UCCCCCUUUUAGAUAACAACGGACUUAAAAUAAAAUUAUUAGAAAUGGACAAAAAAAAAAAAAAAAUAAUAACCGGCACCUCGAUGACGUCACGACCGCGCGUCUCCCGAAAAGAAGUUUAAAUUCAAACCGGCGUCGAGGCGGGGCGGACGUGCGGCCUUUUCUCUCUCGUUUUUUCCUUCGUUUUCGCACUUAUUUCGUCGUUAGAGAGUCUUAACAGAAUAAUUAUUACCAAUGGAUGAGAAUGUGAUACCUAUUGAGAACCUGCCUAGUCAAAAUGCCCACCUGAAAGCUGGUCCACAAGCAGCCGACAGCGUCAAACGUUCUCCUUUCAAAGAGCUCGGAAAUAAUGCUUUGGGGACGAGAGCCAACGGACCGACACCAAAGAGUACUGCCACACCAUCCAAAUACAAUGUCAUUUCGGAACUGGAUGAGGAGAGGACUUGGCGCGAAAGGACUGAAGUUGUCACAGCGAUAGACCACAGCGCGUAUAAGGACUACGCCAAGGAGAUGAUUGCUGAUGUCAUCGAUCAGAUUCCGUCAGCGACUAACAGGUCAACUGUUGUGGAUAAUAAACUACUACAUCCUACAGUUGCUGAAUUUAGGGGAUCUCCUGUAGCUGCUUUAGUUGGGGACUCAGAUUCAGAAUAUGAGAGUGCUGGGGAACUAGAUGACACAGCUAUUGAAAAAAUCAUACCAUCUCCUGUCGUACCAAAGGCAAAUUCCACUCUCUUGGAUGUUUCCAAUUCUGCUAACAUUACUCUAAACAGGUCGGAUGUUGGUACUCUUCUGAACAGUUUUGAGAAUAUGAAACUGAAUGAAACCAGAGACAUUCCUGAAGAGGAUAAUUUCCAUGAUGCAAGUGACUCGGUUGAAAAUACUUCUCAAAACUUGUCACCAGGGAAUAAAGAUGCGGAGAAAGUUUCCACUUCACUGCAACCCAACAUGCACAAUGACACCUUUGACCAGCUUACAGCUUCUUUUGAAAAAGUUGCUGUCAGUGACACAUCUGAUAUGAAUACACCUGUGAAGAGCAAGGAAAAGCCUUUGGCACGUGUGGAGCUUAACAAAACAGCAGAAAUAGAGGAUUCCUCCAAUUCUGUAGUGGAACCCAUUGUUAUAAUCCCCUCUUCCCCUGAUAAAGUGCCAAAUGAUGACAGCCAGUCGCACUUGCAAGAAGGUGCUAAAGCAUUUGCAGAAGGACAAAUGGAAACGAGUCCAGAAGAGGGUGCAGGCAAUUCAGUAGCUGGAUUUGUGAAGGCAGACGAGGAAAAAGAUAUUGUGCCGAAGAAAGGAUACAACUUGGAAUUCUUGGACAGAUUGGAUGAUGCAAACUUCGAUCCUUUCUCAACAAAAGCAGCUGUGACAAAUUCUCCAGACAAAGAGAAAAGUAAAGUUGUGGCAGAUCCUGUUAUGAAGGAAAGAGAGUCAGAUUGUUUGGAUAAAUCUGGAGCUCUUGUAGAUAUAUCUGAGAAAACAGAAUUGCUGGAAGUGCAUGAAGCCAGGGAGGUAAACUGUAAAGAAAUAGGUCAGACUGAAGCAACUGAGGCGGUUGUGGCACCAGAACACAGACAAGAAAAUGGUGAGAAUGCGUCUGGGGAAAAAGUGCAGCAGUCGAGUACAGAAAUGGGGGAACAGGAUCAGCAAGAUGAAGCAGCUGCUCCUCCCCAGAAAGGAUACAGUUUGGACUUUGACAAACUGGAGGAUCUUGGUUUUGAUCCUUUUGCGACAAAAACGGCUGUCAGCAACUCUCCAGAGAAAGUUACCAAGGAAAAUGUGGCAGAGGAACCAGUCGAGUUUGUCAAGCCUGUGAGUGUGAUGCAAGAACAGAUAUUGUCGGAAAAUAAUGAAGAUAAACAAGAAGAAAGCCAUGCUCAUGUUAAAGAAGAUCCAGUUGAAGAUGGAUCACUGAAGACUGAGAUGGUAGCAGAAAAUGCUUCUGAGGAGCAAGAGGAAGAAAUAAUCCCUCCCAGAAAGGGAUAUAAUAUGGACUUCUUAGAUAAUUUAGAAGAUCCAAACUUUAACCCUUUUACUACUAAGACCUCAGUCAGUAACUCGCCUGGGAGGAGAGAGGAACCUGUUUCUCAGGUAGAAUCAGAACCAAAGCAGGAAGAGGAAGAUCCUGUCAAACUUUUGGACACACAGGAAGAAGUCAAAAUAUCUGAAGAUAUGGCUCCCAAAGCUGAUAUAACAGCAGCAGAAUCGGCCAAGGAGGAGGUGACGGCAGGAGUCAAAAUAUCUGAAGAUGUGGCUCCCAAAGCUGAUGUAGCAGCAGUAGAAUCGCUCAAGGAGGACAUGUCGGCAGAUCAAAGACAGGCUGAUGAGGCAAUGGACGUUUGUGAGGAGAAGGAGGAGGAAGAUGCACCAAUUCCUCCCAAGAAGGAAUACAAUCUGGACUUCUUAGAUUGCCUAGAUGAUUCAAACUUUAAUCCUUUUGCAACCAAGACCACAGUGACUAAUUCCCCUGACAAGAAAGAUGGCCCAGGGGCUAACAGCAAAGUUGUAGAGGCACCACCAAAAGCCAAGGAGACCCUUGUUGCUGAUGUCAUAGAAAAGGAUGAGAAGGUAACACAAAUUAAGACUUCAGAUAACAUAGUUGUCGAAGACAUGCUCGCUUCCUGUGGAAAAGGGGAGGAUACUGCCAGCAGUGAGAUGGCGAAGUCUGAGAAACCAAAAGAAUCCUCAGACACACAAGAGGAAGAUGAGCCAGUUCCCCCCAAGAAAGGGUACAAUCUUGAUUUCUUGGAUAACCUUGAUGAUCCAAACUUCAAUCCCUUUUCACUGAAGACCACAGUCACCAAUUCCCCGGACAAGAAGGACGGGCCAGUGGCCGAGAGCAAAACACCAGAGGAAGCCCCAAAACCCAAGGAAAAAGUUGAGAAGAAGAAACCUGUUGCAGCCCUCAAAGAAGAAGAAAAGAAGGUAACACAAAAGACUUCAUCUGCAAAAGAAAAGGAAGCUCUUGCAAUUAAGACAGUGAUGCCUAAGGAAGAUCAGGCAGAAGAGAAAUUGGAAGCACAAGAAGAGGAUGAAAUCAUUCCUCCCAAGAAAGGAUACAAUUUGGAGUUCCUGGAGAACCUCGAGGAUCCAAACUUCAAUCCCUUUUCAACCAAAAUCACUGUGCAGAAUUCCCCAGACAAGAAAAACUGUCCUGCGGCUGAGAACAAAGUGGCAGCAGAAGGUGCAACGAAGCCAAAGAAGGUGGCAGAGAAGAAGCCCGUUGCAGAUGCCAAGGAAGAGGAUAAGGCAACACAAAAUAAGAAGACUUCAGAAAAGGCUUCCUGUGCAAAGGGAAAGGAGGCUCCUAGAAGUAAGACAGUUGUGGCCAAGAAGGAGGCAGAAAACAGUGGCACCACAGAAGAGGGUGAAAUCAUUCCUCCUAAAAAGGGGUAUAACCUAGACUUGGAUAACCUUGAUGAUCCAAAUUUCAAUCCUUUUGCAACAAAGAUGUCUGUGAGCAAUUCUCCAGACAAGAAAAAAGAACCAGCGGUAGAGAGCAAGAAGGCUGAGGAGAAUAAAGUCUCUGAGGAAGUGCCAAAUCGUGAUGAGGAAAAGAAACCAAGUAAGGAAACUGGGAAACCAGUUGCUAUGAAGAAGAAGAAACCAGUGGCAAAGGCUCCCGAAGGAAAGCAAGACGAUGUUGCUACUGAGCCAAAGGGAGGGUACCAGCUAGACCUAGAUCAUAUUGAUGACCCCAAUUUCAAUCCAUUUGCAACCAAAUCGGCGGUUUCAAAUUCUCCCGGUAAAGCAGAUGCGUCUGUUGGUGAAAAGGAGGAAAGUUUGGGAACUUCUCAAGAAAAGAAAACUCAGGCUGAGGAUGCAAAAUCUGUGAAGAAAAGUAUCAAGAAAACACCAAAGGCUGAAGAUGCAGAGGAAAUAAAAGUAGAUAUUGUUCCCAAAAAGGGCUAUCAGCUGGACUUCUUAGACAACUUGGAUGAUCCAAAUUUCAAUCCAUUUGCAACCAAAGCAGCUGUAUCUAAUUCUCCAAGUAAAAGGAAGGCAACACAAGAGAAAGUGCAGGUAGAAGAAAAAAUACAAGACAGCAAAGAUAGGAACAUUGUAGAAACACAAACCACAGGGUCACAGAUCACCAAGAGCGAAUUUGCUAGUUCUCUAGGAAGUAUCGACUUUGACCAGAUAUCAAAAGAGGCGAUACGACUGGCUUCGGAAGUUACUCCGAAUCCUAAGACUCCUGAGGAGCAGAAGAUCAGCGAAUCGGCCCAGCCACGUGAUGUCUUCAGUCCCCUACCGGCAAGGCACUCGUCAGCAAAACAAGAGGCUUUCGGAAUGGACGAAUUCACCAGUGCCACUGAAUUAUCCGGUUGUGACCAAGACCUUUCGGAAGGAGAAAAAUUUCAGGAUGCAACCUUUCAUCCAAUCUUUAAUAACCCAGAAGACCUUGAUGUCCUGGGUUCACACGGGAUGGAAGGAGACAAGAUUAAUCUGGUGCGAAAUUCCCUCUAUGUCAAGUUUGAUCCUCUGGUUUCUGGGCGUCAGUCUCUGGCCCCCUUUCUUGCCCAGCAACUUCUUGGCACUAAGGAUGAGGAAGAUCCACGCAGAUUUAGUGGACUGAUAUCCUUCAGCCCUUCCCCUAUCAAGCCUCAGCGACCAAGGGAUGGUAAUGGUACACCUGUCAGACCACAUACAACAACAAGGGCUGAUGAAACACUGAUGUUGGAUAGUACUGCAUUGGAUAGCACAGUGGUUGGAGAGAACAGUAAUAUAUCCCUCAUGUCAAGUGGCCCAGCCCUCAAUAACACUGUUAUCAGCAAUGCCCCAAGUGAAUGUGCAAACGAGACGGUCAUUCAGGCUGUAGCUACAGAGAAAAUGGUACCAGAGCGUGUGAUGAACGAGAGGCUGAAGAACCUUGAAUUGUCAAUGCAGGACACUUUACUGAGGAAGAUCAGAGCUUUUGAAGAAGAACAGAAGAAGAGCAAGCAGCAGAUUGAAGAACAGAAUAUCGCACUUGCUAGCAUGGAGGAAGAAAAUGGGACACUGAAGGCAACAAUUGUCAAGAUGCAGGACGUCCUGGCCAAGAUCAUGAAACAAGAAGAAGCUAAGGAGAAAGAACGCAAGAAUCAGGUAUUGCUGCUGGAGAACAAGUAUGAAGCCAAAAUAUCGGCCCUGCAGAAGGAAAGCCAGCAGUACCAGGACGAGCUGAAGAAUGCCGAGGCUCCAUUCUUUGAUCUGGUCAAGAAAUUUGAGCGGUUGAGGGAGGUGACGGAGUGCCUGCGACGAAACGAGGAGAGCCUCAAGUCGGAGAAUGAAGGCUUGAAGGGGAAAUUGGCCCAAAAGGAAGAAACUUUCAAGAAUGUCCUGCAAACACUGGAAGAAAAUUAUGCCAAGGCACAGGAGGAAUUCUCUCAAGAAAAAGAAAAGCAUGAAAAGGAGCUUGGCAAGGCAUCAGUAAUGCUGAAGAGAGCCGAGGUGAAGAUCCUCUCCCUCACGUCGUCUUUGGAGGAAAAGAACGCAGACAAUCAACGGUUGGCUGCUCUCCUGGAUGACAUAACAAAUAAGUUUGGCUGAGGUGGAGGUCUGGACAAAGACUCAUCUGUGGUAUUUCUUUUUCACUUUGCAAAAUUUAGUAUCUUUAGCUUUAACCUUGCAAAACUUUUUGUUAAGUAAGAAAUAUUCAACUGUAUAAUGCUAGUAUAUAACCAGUCUUUUAAUUUCAGGCCAUUUUUAUGAUUCCACAUCUAAACGUUAAUGGGUUUUACUGAUUUUUUCCUUUUCUUUAAGUCUUCUUUGUCUGUCAGAAAAAUAUAUUUUAUUACCUUAUAAUAAAUAAUACUAUGAA